AUGCCUCGCGCCAUCAUCUCCCCCUCCGUUCUCGCCUCAGACUUCGGCCAACUUACCGCGGAGUGUAAGCGCAUGAUUAAGGGUGGCGCAGAAUGGCUGCAUAUGGAUGUAAUGGAUGGCCAUUUCGUGCCAAAUAUCACAAUGGGCGCACCCAUCCUCACAUGUGUGCACAAGGGGGUACCAGACAUCUUUAUGGAUUGCCAUAUGAUGGUUUCUCAUCCCGAGAAGUGGGUAGAUGACAUCGCGGACGCUGGCGGCGCAAUGUACUGCUUCCACCUUGAGGCAACAGAGAACCCAUUGUCACUGAUAGAGAAGAUCCAUGAACGAAAUAUGAAGGCUGGUGUGGCUAUCUCCCCCGACACGCCUUCAACCGCCAUCUCAGACGAAGUAGCCAAUGCUGCGGACAUGCUGCUGGUCAUGACGGUAUAUCCAGGACGGGGCGGACAGAAGUUCAUCGAAAGAUGCGUCCCAAAAGUAGCUGAGCUACGAGCCCGAUUCCCGGAGAAGGAUAUCGAAGUCGAUGGUGGUGUUGGUCCCAAGACAAUAGGCGUGUGCGCAGAUGCAGGCAGCAACGUGAUCGUCGCCGGAACAGCGAUCUUCGGAGCGGAGGAUCCCACCGUGGUCAUCCAACAGCUCAAAGACACGGUGAAUACGGCGCAGGCUACGAAAUUCGCCAAGUAG
Cyclocybe aegerita is the source of this 681-nucleotide messenger RNA. The record is from the annotation of a GenBank genome assembly. NCBI's taxonomy places the organism in Eukaryota, Fungi, Basidiomycota, Agaricomycetes, Agaricales, Hemipholiotaceae.